Molecule: messenger RNA, 3186 nt
Organism: Sphaeramia orbicularis (orbiculate cardinalfish)
Lineage: Eukaryota; Metazoa; Chordata; Actinopteri; Kurtiformes; Apogonidae
Gene: aldh16a1
Product: aldehyde dehydrogenase 16 family, member A1
Exons: 17
Coding region: 270-2675 (801 amino acids)
Molecular function (GO): oxidoreductase activity, acting on the aldehyde or oxo group of donors, NAD or NADP as acceptor
Source: RefSeq, a predicted model, not a curated record
GCACGUGCAUUUGACGUUCCUUCAGUGCGGAUCUGCAGGACCUGGACUGAGUCCACUGUAGUGGUACUGUACACCCAGACCGACUACUUUGACCCCGACCUCCGUCUAACACGGACCCAGUGGACCUAGUGGACCCAGUAGACCCAGUAGACCCAGUGGACCUAGUGGACCCAGUGGACCCAGUAGACCCAUUGGACCUAGUGGACCCAGUGGACCCAGUAGACCCAGUGGACCUAGUGGACCCAGUAGACCUGUCGUGUGACCCUAGUAUGGCCGGUUCCACCUCCAGGACAGUGCAGGACAUCUUCCACACCAUGGAGUUCGGACCAGCGGGGACCUCCAGCCCGGACACCGCACAGGCCUGGCUGGACCAUCAGGACCACAGUCUUGGUUUGUUUAUCGAUGGCAGGUUUGUGCGUCCUUCAGAUGGACGGGCUCAGGUCCAGUUGGAGCUCAAAGGCGGAGUCACAUGCACCAUCGUGUGCACAGCGGAGGCGGAGCUAAGCAUAUGCACCUCCUCCUCUGUCAGCGCCUUUAAGUCCUGGAGCGCUCUGAGCUGUUCCCAACGGGCCAAGGUUCUGCUCAGGUUGUCAGGUGCACUGGUCCAGCAUGGUCAGUGUUUGUGUGAGCUGUGUGAUCUGAGCCACGCCCCCUGCUCCGCCCCCUCCCUCAUCAGACUGGUGCAGUACUACAGCAGCUGGGCCCAGCUCCGAGACAGCCUCAUGCCCCAGUGGACACCAUUAGGGGUUGUAGCUGUUGUCCUUUCUGAUGACUGCUCCUUCUAUUCACUGAUGGUGAAAGUCCUGCCUGCUCUGGCCAUGGGUAACUCUGUCAUCGUCAUCCCUGGGCGGAGCACCGCCCCCGCAGCACUCCUAUUCGCUCAGCUCUUUAUGGGGGUGGGACCUCCUGCCGGGGUUCUAAAUGUUCUAACAGGAAAUGACAUCACACUGGGCGCCAGAGUGGCACAGAGCGAAAGCAUCAACUACAUGAGCUACAGCGGAAACAAACAGUGUGCGUCAGUUGUGUGCAGGGCCACUGCAGGUGUGGGUGUUCCAGUGUCAGUGUCAGUGACAGUCGGUUCCAUCUGUCCAUUCGUCAUCUUUGAAACAGCUGAUGUGGACAGCGCUGUGGACGCAGUUAUAGAGGCAGCAUUUAAGAAGAACAAAGAGGUCCGGUGGCAGUUGUUCGUCCAGGACAGUGUGGUGGACAGUGUGGUGGCUCGUCUGCAGCUGCGUCUCACAUCCAUGAAGUGUGUGUCUGUGUGUGCGGACGCAGACAGGCUGCAGGUGGACGCUGCAGUUCAGGAGGCUCAGCAGCAGGGGGCCACGCUGCUUCAGUCCUGCACAGCGCCCCCUUCAGGGCUCCAGUACCCCCCCACUGUGCUCUGUGGCGUGGCCCCCUCCUCACCGUGUGUGGUGACCCCGCCUCCAGGACCGCUGCUGCCACUCAUGACGUUCAGAAGCAACGCAGAAGCAGUGACUCUGGGUAACCACAGCCCCCAUGGACAGGCAGCCUCCAUCUGGACUGAGGACCUGACCCUGGCACUGGAGACAGCAAAGAGUCUGUCUGUGGGCGUGGUCUGGGUCAACUCCCACUCUGUGUCUGACCCCUGUCUGCCGCUGUCCGGUCACAAAGACAGUGGAACCUGCACCGACGGAGGACAGCAGGGUCUGUACCAGUUCCUCAGGCCGUCCUCCUCCUCUUCCACUCCUCUUCCUCGCUCCGUUCCCGUCUCUAUGGACUACACCACCUUUGGAGGCGGAGCUCCGUUACCCAUCAUUCCUGACCAAUCAGAUGUAUCCAGUUCUCCUCAGUCCUUCCUCCAGUUUGUCGGAGGAAAAGCCUGUAAGUCGGAGUCUGGCUGCAGUGUGGCGGUGCGUCCUCCAGGUGGCGGCGGCGUGUUGGCGUACUGUCCAGACGGAGGCCGUAAAGACGUCCGCAACGCUGUGGAGGCAGCGCUCAAAGUCCAGCCUGGUUGGAUGAAGAAGAGUCCUUCUGCACGUGCUCAGACGCUCUACGCACUGGCCAAGGGCCUGGAGUCAAAGAGGCGGGACUUAGCCGUGUCCAUCAACUCCCAGACCGGUGUUUCAAUGGAGGAGGCGGAGAAGGAGGUGGAGCUAAGCGUGUCCAGGCUGAACGAGUGGGCAGCGUUCUGCCACCAGGUCCAAGGGGGAGGAGCUCUGCCCCUCCCACAGUCCGGCUCUGCUCUGUCCCUCCCUGAACCUCUGGGCGUCAUUGGGAUGCUCCUCCCUGACAGGAAGCCCCUCCUCUCUACGCUCACCGUCCUUGGGGCCGCCGUCGCCACCGGCAACGCUGUCGUCAUGGUGCCCAGUCAGAGUUACCCCCUGCCCAUACUCACAUUCAUUCAGGUCCUCCAGUCUUCAGACCUUCCUGCAGGUUUGGUGAACAUCAUAACUGGAAAUAAAGAUCAGCUGACAGCUGCUCUGGCCAAUCACAGCGUCAUCAAGGCCAUCUGGUACUGGGGCAGUGCACAGGGCUGCCAGUAUCUGCAGCACACGUGCACCAGUCCCCUGAAGACCCUGAGCCUGUUCUGCCAAAAGGAGACCGAGGGUCCAGAAGGAGGUCUGGACUGGACCAGGUCUGAGCCCACAUUCAUGGAGGAACUGUGGAGGAAGGCCGUCCAGUGGAAGAGUGUGUGGAUUCCAACAGCAUAAGAGGAGGACCAGGACAGGCCAGGACCAUGAAGGACCAAGACCACGAAAGACCAAGACCAGGAAGGACCAAGACCACGAAAGACCAAGACCAGGACAGACCAAGACCAGAAAAGACCAAGACCAUGAAAGAGAAAGACCAUGAUGGGCCGUCUAUUGGAAGAGUGGAAGACCAGGACAGACCAAGACCAUGAAGGACCAAGACCAGGAAAGACCAAGACCAGGAAAGAGGAAGACCAUACCCACAUGGACCCAGUCUGUGGACUCGUCGAAUCCAGGUGUUUGUGUUCGCACUAAACAAUAAGGACUAAUGUCAGAAUACAGGUGAAUAUUAUGGGAUAGAUCUGAGUGCAUUGGUUGGUUUGGUUCAGUUCUUCUGUUUGUUUCUAAAGUGACUCUCAGAUGGUUUGGACUGAAUUUACUUCUACGUUCAUUUUCUUUGUUUCUCUGAUUUUACAUGUGCUUCCUCUAAAUUUCUAAAAUAUCUUUCGUUUGUCUUUGAUGAUCACCCAAA